Molecule: messenger RNA, 1008 nt
Organism: Trichechus manatus latirostris (Florida manatee)
Lineage: Eukaryota; Metazoa; Chordata; Mammalia; Sirenia; Trichechidae
Product: C5a anaphylatoxin chemotactic receptor 1-like
Biological process (GO): neuropeptide signaling pathway
Cellular component (GO): plasma membrane
Molecular function (GO): G protein-coupled peptide receptor activity
Source: RefSeq, a predicted model, not a curated record
AUGGGGGUGAGGGCUUCCCCCAAAUCCUACCAAGUAACCAGCACAACACAACUCGCAGACAAGUGGAGAACGGAGUCUGGGCUGGAGCACAACACCACGUUCACCACCAUGCUCACAGCCACGCCUGAACAGCUGCUCCGCCUUGUCUUUGCUGGAAUCUGUGGCCUCAUUCUGCUGGUGGGGCUGCUGGCCAACAGGCUCAUGCUGCUGGUGUUGGGCCAGGGCCCAGGCGCCCCCUGCCCGCUCCUCACCCUGACCAACAGCCUCAUGGUGAACAUCACACUGUCUGACCUGCUCUUCCUGGCCUGCAGGGUGCCCAUGCUGCUGCUGAGCUUCCUGCAGCAUGACUGAUGGCUAGGCCCUGCCGUCUGCACCACCAGCCAGGCUGUCAGCAUGGCCACCAUGUUCUGCACCCUCUACAGCAUGGUGGCCAUGGCUCUCCUGCACCACGUGGCUGUGGCCUGGCCUGACGUGGCCCUUCUGGCUGGCUGGGGCCCCCGGCUGCUGCUCUGUGGGGCCAUGUGGGUCCUGGGCAUCACUGCAUCGCUGCCCAACUGGCUGUUCCAGAGAGUGGUAGUGAAGGAGGCAGCAGCGGGGGCCCCUGAAGACUGGGCCUGACUCUUGCUCCUGAGCCCUGCUCGGACCUCCUGCUAUUUCACUCUGCUGGGAGCCCUGGCCUUCUUGCCCUGUGUGCUGGGGCUGGGCUGCUCUUUCAGCCACGUGGGCUGGCUCCUGUGGGCACAGCCCCGCAGCCCUGUCAGGGAGAACGUCUGGGAGCACCAAGAGAACACGUGGCUCAUCCUCGUGGUGCUGGUGGGCUUCGUGCUGAUGUGGGGGCCCUGCUCCGCGCUGGGCUAUGUGGCGGCUGAAGGACUCCAGAAACUCUUCUUCAGGCCACUGGCAGCCAGGCAUCACCGGGGCGAGGAAGGGGUUGCUGUGGUGAUGGAAAGUGGCCGGCCUGCCCAUGACAGGGUCCCAGGAGGCCUAUGGGGUCUGGCAGGGGUCUGA